UUUCUGAACUGACAAAAGAAGAAAAUCCAAUUUCUAUAAAAAUGUUUCCCUCCCUUUUUAAGAAAUGAGCAGUGACAUUUUCCUUCUUUAUACAGAUACUUGAAAGACAGAAACAAGAACAUUACCCCCCAAGAAAACCCAUGUCAUCUACAAAUUCCCUCCUAAAAUAUCUACUUAAAAACCCUAACUUCAUAGGCACCAAAUGCCAGGCCAAACAACUGCACGCCCAAAUCUUAAAAUUCAAGCCUUUAUCUUCCACUCACCUCUCUACUCUCAUCUCCAUUUACUCCAAUUUCAGCCUCUUGCAUGACUCUCUCCUUCUCUUCAGAACCCUUAGCUCACCUUCAUUUCUUGCCUAUAAGUCAGUAAUUAGAUGUUACACUGCCCAUGGUCUUUGUAUUCAAUCCUUGUCUUGUUUUAUUCAGAUGAGAGCUUCCGGUAAACACCCAGAUCAUAAUGUGUUCCCUUCUGUUAUAAAGUCAUGUACUCUGUUGUUGGAUUUCAAAUUAGGCGAGUCUGUCCAUGGGUGCAUUAUUAGAUUGGGUGUGGACGUUGACUUGUACACUGGUAAUGCCCUCAUGAACAUGUAUGCAAAAUUUCAGAGCUUGGAUUUGUGUAGCUCGGAGAGAAUUAUCACGCAUAAACUGCUUGAUGAAAUGCCUGACAGAAUUUGUUAUGAUGAAUUAUUACACGAAUUUGAGAAAGGGAUUAUGGGUAUGCAUCAAAAUGUUAGCUUACAUCCAGAUAGAAAGGUGUCGCCUCAAAUUAGUGUAAAUGGCUAUAUUACUGAUCAAUCUUACAAGGCAAGUCAUAAUAUUUGUAGGACUUCCGAUGUUGAUAGUGUGAGAAAGGUUUUUGAGAUGAUGCCCAAAAGAGAUCUUGUUUCUUGGAAUACAGUUAUUGCAGGAAAUGCACAUAAUGGUAUGCAUGAAGAAGCUCUAGUGAUGGUUAGGGAAAUGGGAAAUGUCAGUUUGAAGCCUGACUCGUUUACUUUGUCAAGUGUUCUUCCUAUCUUUGCAGAAUAUGUGAAUGUUGAUAAGGGGAAAGAAAUUCAUGGAUAUGCUAUAAGACAUGGUCUUGAUGGAGAUGUAUUUAUCGGUAGCAGCUUAAUUGACAUGUAUGCAAAGUGUACUCGGGUGGAAGAUUCAUUACGGGUUUUUAGCCUGUUACCUAGACGGGAUGACAUUUCUUGGAACUCUAUUAUUGCAGGGUGUGUACAGAACAGUUUAUUUGAUGAAGGCUUGAGGUUCUUUCGGCAGAUGUUGAAGGCUAAUGUUAAGCCUCGUCAAGUUUCUUUUUCCAGUAUCUUACCAGCUUGUGCUCAUUUGACAACAUUAAAUUUGGGAAGACAGCUUCAUGGAUACAUAUUAAGGGUUAGAUUUGAUAAUAAUGUGUUUAUAGCUAGUUCACUCGUGGACAUGUAUGCCAAAUGUGGGAAUGUUAAAGUAGCUAGAUGGAUAUUUGAUAAAAUGAAGCAACAUGACAUGGUGUCCUGGACAGCCAUGAUCAUGGGAUAUGCUUUACAUGGUCAUGCCCGUGAUGCCAUUUCCUUAUUUGAACAAAUGGAGAUGAGGGGAGUAAGACCAAACUAUGUGGCUUUUGUGGCUGUAUUAACUGCUUGUAGUCAUGCUGGUUUGAUAGAUGAAGCUCGGCAAUAUUUUAACAGUAUGACCCAGAACUAUGGGAUUUCACCAGGCUUAGAACAUUAUGCUGCAAUGUCCGACCUUCUUGGCAGAGCAGGAAAGUUGGAUGAAGCUUAUAAGUUAAUUUCUAGUAUGGACAGACCUACAGGGAGUGUUUGGUCAACAGUGCUUGCUGCUUGUAGAGUCCACAAGAAUGUUGACUUGGCUGAAAAGGUUGCCAAUAAAAUAUUUGAGGUUGAUCCGGAGAAUGUGGGAGCGUAUGUUCUCUUGUCAAACAUAUAUUCAUCUGCUCAGAGAUGGAAAGAUACAUCAAAAUUGCGAGCCUUUAUGAGGGAUAAGGGCAUAAGGAAAACUCCUGCUUUCAGUUGGAUUGAAGUUAAAAACCAGAUGCAUGGUUUUGUAUCAGGAGAUAAAUCUCACCCAAAUUAUGAAAAGAUAAAUGAGUUUCAGAAAGUCCUACUAGAGAAGAUGGAACAAGAAGGGUAUGUUCCUGACACAACAGAGGUGCUUCACGAUGUUGAGGAGGAACAGAAGAAAAACCUAUUAUAUGGCCACAGUGAGAGACUUGCCAUAGCAUUUGGUAUUAUAAGCACUCCUGCUGGGACAACUAUUCGAGUUACAAAGAACAUUAGGGUCUGUUUGGACUGCCAUACAGCAACAAAAAUCAUAUCAAAGAUAGUCAAUAGAGAGAUAGUUGUGAGGGAUAAUAACCGCUUUCACCAUUUCAAGGAUGGAAAGUGCUCGUGUGGUGAUUAUUGGUGAUAGGAGUGAGGGACUUGCCAGCAUUUUUCUGUCAGCAUUAGCAGUCCAGCCAGGAAACAUUUGAAUGAUGAUCAGCAUUCUGAGUUUGAGGACUUGCCACGCGACGGGCAAAGAAAAUUUUCCUGUGACAACAUGCAGUUAGGGAGCAACACAUUCUGGACAUGUGGAAAGAUCGAUAGUAAGUUACAAAUUUAGCUUAAAGUACGAAGACGAAAACAUCUUUAACUCUAACAUGCUUUGUUGAUCCUAUUCCUACAUGCUUUCUUGGCCAUAAUUUAAUGAGCAUUAAGUAGCAUCUUUAACGCCGAGAAGAUUAUGUACUGCAUAGUCUCUAAAGAAGAUAUCAGAAUUGAGAAUUAGAAGAAUUUAAGCUUAUAUUGAAAUUAAAUUUUGAUAAUUGUGAGAUAGAUACCUGGUGACCUCUCUCUCUCUGUGUAUAAAUGUCUUACUUUUGAUUGUUGAUACUGAUAUAUCUGCUGGUUGAGGGCUUUAAUUUUAAGAUGUGCCUGUUUUGAUUGAUGUUCA
Molecule: messenger RNA, 2930 nt
Organism: Ricinus communis (castor bean)
Lineage: Eukaryota; Viridiplantae; Streptophyta; Magnoliopsida; Malpighiales; Euphorbiaceae
Product: putative pentatricopeptide repeat-containing protein At3g23330
Exons: 2
Coding region: 141-2405 (754 amino acids)
Biological process (GO): RNA modification
Molecular function (GO): RNA binding; zinc ion binding; protein binding
Source: RefSeq, a predicted model, not a curated record